AUGCGGACCCUCAGCUGUGACUCCGCUCCACGACUGACCACCGUGCCCCUGGGCCGAAGAGCGACAGAGUGCCAGAUUCCGGAGACCAGCCUGAGGAAGUCCUGCAGGAUGGCCACCCUGGAGAACGGCUCGGGGCCAGGCUUGUACAUCCUGCCGUCCACUGUGGGCUACGUCAACCACGACUGCACCAGGGUGGCCAGUCCUGCCUACUCACUUCUCCGGAGGCCCAGCGAGGCACCUCUGCAGGACACCAGCCCCGGACCAGUCUACUUCCUGGACCCCAAAGUCACCCGCUUUGGCCGCAGCUGCACCCUUGCCUACUCCAUGCAGGGCCGGCGCAAGCCUCGGGAUCUGGAGGUGACGCCAGGCCCUGGGGCCUACAGCCCAGAGAAGGCACUCCCUAUGUGUCACCGGACAUCCCCAGCUUUCACGCUGGGCUCCCGCCUCCGCCUGAGGCCCCUGGAUAACUCAGCUCCUGCCCCGAAUGCCUACACCAUGCCCUCUCUCUGGGGCUCGCAGAUCUUCACCAAGCCCAGCAGCCCCAGCUACACAGUGCUGGGCCGAACGCCCCCCACCCGCCCCCCACAGGAUCCUGCUGAGAUCCCAGGCCCAGGCCAGUACGAUAGCCCAGACCUGAACACUUACCGUCAGCGCCGGCCGGCCUUCACCAUGCUGGGGCGGCCCCGUGCAAUGCGCCUCCUGCAGGAGACACCUGGCCCUGGCACCCACAGCCCAGAGCAGGUCACUGUGAACAAAGCCAGGGCCCCAGCAUACACCAUGGGCAUCCGCCACUCGAAACGGGCCACCACCAUGGCCACUGACACCAUGCCCUGA
Cynocephalus volans (Philippine flying lemur) is the source of this 834-nucleotide messenger RNA. RefSeq names its product CIMAP1 family member D (gene CIMAP1D). Bases 1 to 834 code for a protein of 277 amino acids. The record is from RefSeq and is a predicted model, not a curated record. The transcript is spliced from 4 exons. Lineage: Eukaryota; Metazoa; Chordata; Mammalia; Dermoptera; Cynocephalidae. Gene Ontology annotation, cellular component: cytoplasmic microtubule; cytoskeleton.